CCUGGGCGGUCCCGGGGGUCGCGGGGGGGUCCCGGGGCCGUCCCGAACCCGCUCGGGCCGGGCCGGGCCGGGCCGGGCCGGACGCGCCGCCCCCGCCGGAAGCGGAAGCGGAAGUGGCGGCGGGGGUCACGUGAGGAAGGGUCCGGGAGAUUUCCCGCCGCUGUCUCCCCUCACGGAGGGUCCCGGGGAUAGCGAAACGCCCCCGACCCCCUCACAGGUGAAACCGGGGGGAAGCCCGGGAGCCCGGAGCGGCACCGGGAAGGGGAUGGGGGGAAAUGGGGGCUUUGCCCUCACCAAAGAUGGCGCCGGAGCCGCCGCCUCCCUCACGGCCAAGAUGGCGGCGCGGCACAAGAUGGCGGCGGCUGCCCUCAGCAAAGAUGGCGGCUCUGAGUGAGGUGUGGGGAGGGGGUUAACUCGGGACCAAUCAGAGCCCCGGGAGCGGACCUGGCCACGCCCCCUGGUCACACCCAGAGAGGGGGAUGAAUUUGGGGGAGAGUCGGGAGGGUUGUGACGUCACUGGGGGUGCAGGGAAUCCCGCAGAGCCGAGGGGGGGUCGCUGUUGUCGCCCCCCACCCUUGACCGCCAUUUCGGGUGGCGGCCCCUUUAAGGGCGCCCCACACGUGCGGCCCCGCGUGCUCGCGGCCCCGCCCCCCGGCCCCGCCCGAUCCCUAUUGGCCUAAACUGGGUCAUACCCCGCCCCCCGCGCGCCUCCCCAUUGGCCCAAUGUAGGUCAGGCCACGCCUCCCCGCAUGGCCGCGCCGCCUGACCGCGGUCACGCCCCCCGCGCGCCCAUUGGCUGCGCUCGUCGCCGGGGGCGCGGCCUCGCGAAGAGGGCGGGACUUUUUUAAUUUUCGUGCGGGGGGCGGAGCUUUGUUCGCCGCGGGGGCGUGGCUGGGGGCGGUUCCGACCAAUGGGAGGCGCGCAGCGUGCGCGGGGAGGGCGGGGUUUGUUUUUUUGAGGGGCACGGCUUGAAGAGAGAGCAGGCGAGGAUUGGCUGUUUCCAACGAGGGGCGGGGCCAGAUGAGGACACGCCCCCUCACGGGCGCAGCGCCCCCCGCGGGGCUCGGGCCGAGGGCACCGGGAGGGACCGGAGCAGGGAUGGAGGAACCGGGCGGGAGCCGCGGGGGCUUCCUGGGGGUGCCCCCGCCCCCCCCGCCGUGGGAGCGGCCCGGGCCGCCCCCAGCCCCAAUUGCGGGCGGGGGUCCCGAGCUGGAGUACGUGGACCUGGACGAGUUCCUGCGGGAGCACGGGCUGCCCCCCCCCAGCCCCCCCCGCAGCCCCGAGCCCGAGAGGGGACCCCCACCCCAAAUCGUGGCGGCGCCCCUGUGUCGCGACAGGAGCUCCCCGAACGCCCCUCCCCGGGCCCGCGGGGUCCCUCCCUUGGGGAUCCGCCCCCUAUCGCGACAGCCCGCCCCCUAUCGCGACAGCCCCGCCCCCGAUCGCGACGGUAACCCCGCCGCUCCCCGCAGCCCCGGGCCCCCCCCGGGCCCCCCCGGAGGCCGAGGCGGAGGCGCUGGGGGGGGGGUCCCGGGGGGGGGCCCCUUCGACCCGCGGCGGCUCCGCUUCUCGCAGGAGGAGCUGCGGCCGCAGCCCAUCGCCCGCAAGGCCCGCAAGGUGCACGUGCCCGAGGAGCAGAAGGACGAGAAGUACUGGAGCCGCCGCUCUCGGAACAACGCGGCCGCCAAGCGCUCGCGGGACGCGCGGCGCCUCAAGGAGAACCAGAUCUCGGUGCGGGCGGCGUUCCUGGAGCGCGAGAACGCCGCGCUGCGCCUCGAGGUGGCCGCGGCCCGCCGCGAGCUCCAGCGCUUCCGCGCCAUCCUGGCGCGCUACGAGGCGCGCCACGGCCAGAUCUGAGCGGGCUGGGGGUCUGGGACCCACCUGGAGGGGUCUGGGGUGGUCCCAGGUGACCCAGGAUGGCCCCAGGUGAUCCAGGUCUGACCCAGGACAGCUCCAGAACAGCUCCAGCGCUUCCGCGCCAUCCUGGUGCGCUACGAGGCGCGCCACGGCCAGAUCUGAGCGAUCCCGGGAUCCUCGAGGGGUCUGGGACCCACCUGGAGGGGGUUGGGACAGCCCCAGGUGAUCCAGGAUGGCCCCAGGUGAUCCAGGACUGACCCAGGACUGACCCAGUUCAGCUCCAGCGCUUCCGCGCCAUCCUGGUGCGCUACGAGGCGCGCCACGGCCAGAUCUGAGCGAUCCCGGGAUCCUCGAGGGGUCUGGGAUCCACCUGGAGGGGGUUGGGACGGCCCCAGGUGACCCAGGAUGGCCCCAGGUCUGACCCAGGACGGCCCCAGGUGAUCCCAGACUGCCCUGGAGGGAUUUGGGACCGCACUGAGAGCCGGCGGAGAUUUGGGGACGGUUUGGAGAGAUUUGGGAGCGCUCCAGGAGCUCCGGGAACGCCGGAUCCCACGGGACAGCGGGGGAGCCCUGGAGGAUCCCGGGCUGGGGAUCCCAACUGGAUCCAGGACUGGGAUCCAGCACCGGGACCUGGAUCCAGAACUGGGAUCCAGAACUGGGAUCCGGGACCCAGCACCAGAUCCAGAACCGGGAUCCAGCGAUGGGACCCAGAACCGGGAUCCAGUACGAAAAUCCAGAACUGUGAUCCAGUGAGGAGAUCCAGAACCAGGGCCUGGCACCGGGACCCAGUGAGGAGAUCCAGAACCAGGGCCUGGCACCGGGACCCAGUGAGGAGAUCCAGAACCAGGGCCUGGCACCGGGACCCAGUGAGGAGAUCCAGAACCAGGGCCUGGCACCGGGAUCCAGUGAGGAGAUCCAGAACCAGGACCUGGCACUGGGACCCAGCACCGGGAUUUCAGCACCGGGAUCCAGUGAUGAGAUCCAGAACCAGGAUCCAGUGAAAAGAAUUCCAGAAUUGGGAUCGAGAACCAGGACCUGGCACUGGGAUCCAGAACUGGGCCCAGCAACACAUCCAGAACCAGGAUCCAGUGAGAAGAUCCAGAACUGGGACCCAGAACCAGGAUCCAGUGAUGGGAUCCAGAACCGGGAUCCAGUGAGAAGAUCCAGCACCAGGACCCAGAACCGGAUCCAGAUCCGGGAUCCAGUGAGAAGAUCCAGAACCAGGACCCAGAACCGGAUCCAGAUCCGGGAUCCGGCACCAGGACCCAGCCCCCCCCCCCCCAACCCCAUCCCCGGGAUCUCCCACCCUGGGGGAGGAGGGGCACUGGGACUGAGACCCCUCCCCCCCUGGGACCCCCCUGGCUCCCCCUUCCCCCCUCCCUAUUUAUUCCCAGCCCCCCCCCCGGGCUGGAUCAAAGCACAAAUUUGGGUGGGGGGUCCCGGGGGUCUCCCCUCCCCCAGUGACCAUUCCCAGUUCAGGCCAGUAGCGUUACUGGGGUGGGGGGAGGGGCGCCCCCGCCACCCCUCCCCCUCCCCGGAAUCUCUCUGCCCCCUCCCCCCCAGCACUUUGACCACUUUACUGCCCCGCCCCCCACCCAGCACGAGGGAUUUUGGGGGGGGGGUCGCGGAUUUUGUACAGAAUUAAAACAAAAAAAAAUCAACAAAAAA
Haemorhous mexicanus (house finch) is the source of this 3522-nucleotide messenger RNA. RefSeq names its product D site-binding protein-like. Gene Ontology annotation, biological process: regulation of transcription by RNA polymerase II. Gene Ontology annotation, molecular function: DNA-binding transcription factor activity, RNA polymerase II-specific; RNA polymerase II cis-regulatory region sequence-specific DNA binding. The record is from RefSeq and is a predicted model, not a curated record. NCBI's taxonomy places the organism in Eukaryota, Metazoa, Chordata, Aves, Passeriformes, Fringillidae. The coding region runs from base 1021 to 1854 and encodes 277 amino acids. The transcript is spliced from 5 exons. Gene Ontology annotation, cellular component: nucleus.